Messenger RNA from Pelodiscus sinensis (Chinese soft-shelled turtle), 1302 nucleotides. NCBI's taxonomy places the organism in Eukaryota, Metazoa, Chordata, Testudines, Trionychidae. The record is from RefSeq and is a predicted model, not a curated record.
UCUCUUUGGGCGGGGAUGAGGCUGCAGAGAUGUUGGCUCCAUUGCUGGCAGGUGCCCAAGCGAGAGAGGACACAGAAAGUUUCACCUCCCUUAUCUCUUCCUCCACCAGACACUCUGCCCUCUGCACUGGAGAGAGCAAGAGGAAAAUCCCUGGGAGCUUUCAGACAAGGCUGCAGAACACCAAUGUCUGACUCCAGCUCAGGCCCUGGCCUGCAGAGGCGGGGACAGGAAAUGGCCGUGGCAGAGCCGGUGAGCUUCAAGGAGGUGGCUGUGUAUUUCUCUGAGGAGGAAUGGGCUCUGCUGGACCCGGGCCAGAGAGCCCUCCACAGGGAUGUGAUGCGGGAGAAUUACGAGGCUGUGAGCUGGCUGGCAGGUGAUGGGAUGCUGAAUGAGAACAGUGAGAGGAGACUUCAGGAGGAAGGACCUGAGCAAAUGACUCCAUGUGGGGUGUUAGUGGGAAGGUCUGAAGGGCAUGUUUCUCAGAAUCCUGAGGAAGGAGAGACUUUUGAGAGUCAGCGUAGUCUACAAAGGCAGCAGGGAAACCAUCCACGAGCACGACAGUUCUACUUCCGUCAGAGGUCACGCCUUGUUAUCCAUAGGAGAGUUCACACGGGAGAGAAACCCUUCAGCUGCUCUGACUGUGGGAAAAGAUUAAAUCACCAGUCAGAGCUUGUUAGACAUAGAAGAGUUCACACAGGGGAGAAACCCUUCAGCUGCUCUGAAUGUGGGAAAAGCUUCAGUCGGAGGUCACACCUUGUUAUCCAUAGGAGAGUUCACACGGGAGAGAAACCCUUCAGCUGCUCUGACUGUGGAAAAAGCUUCAGUCACAAGUCACAGCUUGUUAUCCAUAAGAGAGAUCACACAGGGGAGAAACUCUUCAGCUGCUCCGAUUGUGGGAAAAGCUUCAGUCUCAAGUCACACCUUGUUAGACAUAGGAGAGUCCACACAGGAGAGAAACCCUUCAGCUGCUCUGACUGUGGGAAAAGAUUAAAUCACCAGUCAGAGCUUGUUAGACAUAGAAGAGUUCACACAGGGGAGAAACCCUUCAGCUGCUCUGAAUGUGGGAAAAGCUUCAGUCGGAGGUCACACCUUGUUAUCCAUAGGAGAGUUCACACGGGAGAGAAACCCUUCAGCUGCUCUGACUGUGGAAAAAGCUUCAGUCACAAGUCACAGCUUGUUAUCCAUAAGAGAGAUCACACAGGGGAGAAACUCUUCAGCUGCUCCGAUUGUGGGAAAAGCUUCAGUCUCAAGUCACACCUUGUUAGACAUACAAUUGUGCCCCUCCUCCUUUGUCCUUUCUAA